AUGAACAAGCUGUAUAUUGGAAACCUCAACGAGAACGUGACUCCGGCGGAUCUGGAGAAAGUCUUCAACGACCACAAAAUAUCCUUCUCUGGCCAGUUCUUGGUGAAGUCUGGCUACGCCUUUGUCGACUGCCCAGAUGAGCAAUGGGCUAUGAAAGCCAUCGAAACUUUUUCUGGCAAAGUGGAGUUGCAUGGGAAACAACUCGAGAUUGAACACUCAGUCCCUAAAAAACAAAGGAGCCGUAAAAUUCAGAUAAGAAAUAUCCCCCCUCAGCUUCGAUGGGAGGUCUUGGAUGGUUUGCUAGCUCAAUAUGGUACUGUGGAAAACUGUGAACAAGUGAACACAGACAGCGAGACAGCAGUUGUUAAUGUCACCUACUCUAACAGGGAACAGACCAGACAAGCUAUCAUGAAACUUAAUGGACAUCAACUGGAAAACCAUGCGUUGAAGGUCUCGUACAUACCUGAUGAACAGAUUGUACAGGGUGCAGAGAACGGACGUCGAGGUGGUUUUGGAACACGGGGUGCUCCACGGCAAGGUUCUCCUGUGGCUUCAGGAGCUCCAGUGAAACAGCAACCAGUAGAUAUCCCCCUUCGGCUUCUUGUUCCUACCCAGUAUGUGGGAGCCAUUAUUGGCAAAGAAGGUGCCACCAUCCGCAACAUAACCAAACAGACACAGUCCAAAAUUGAUGUGCAUCGGAAGGAAAAUGCGGGAGCAGCUGAGAAAGCAAUAAGCAUCCAUUCAACUCCAGAAGGCUGUUCUGCUGCUUGCAAGAUGAUCUUGGAAAUCAUGCAGAAAGAGGCAAAAGAUACCAAGACUGCUGAUGAAGUACCUCUGAAAAUCCUAGCCCACAACAACUUUGUGGGACGACUGAUUGGAAAGGAGGGCCGCAACCUAAAGAAAGUGGAACAGGACACAGAGACAAAGAUUACCAUCUCCUCCCUUCAGGAUUUGACAUUAUACAACCCUGAAAGGACUAUCACUGUAAAAGGCUCCAUCGAGAAUUGCUGCAGAGCAGAGCAAGAAAUUAUGAAGAAAGUGAGGGAGGCAUAUGAGAAUGAUGUAGCAGCCAUGAGUCUACAGUCACACUUGAUACCUGGUCUCAACCUAGCUGCUGUUGGUCUCUUUCCUGCCUCUUCCAAUGCAGUGCCGCCGCCUCCAAGUAGUGUUUCUGGAGCAGCUCCAUAUAAUUCUUUUUUGUCACUUAACAAAAAAGAGGCAAUUUAUCUCGGUGGAAUGUUUGGCUCCUCACCUCCUGAGCAAGAGACCGUACAUGUUUUCAUCCCUGCCCAGGCUGUAGGCGCAAUCAUUGGCAAGAAGGGUCAGCACAUCAAACAACUCUCCAGAUUCGCAAGUGCCUCAAUCAAGAUUGCUCCUCCUGAGACUCCAGAUUCCAAAGUGCGAAUGGUGAUAAUCACUGGACCACCAGAAGCCCAGUUUAAGGCUCAAGGACGAAUUUAUGGAAAGCUGAAAGAGGAGAACUUUUUUGGGCCCAAAGAAGAAGUGAAACUUGAGACGCACAUCCGAGUCCCUGCCUCAGCAGCAGGAAGAGUCAUUGGCAAAGGAGGCAAAACAGUCAACGAACUUCAGAACCUGACAGCAGCUGAGGUAGUUGUUCCCCGGGAUCAAACCCCUGAUGAGAAUGAGCAAGUCAUUGUCAAAAUCAUCGGACAUUUCUAUGCUAGCCAGAUGGCUCAACGCAAAAUACGUGAUAUCCUUGCUCAGGUGAAACAACAGCAUCAAAAGGGACAGAACAACCAGACACAAGCACGAAGGAAAUAGGAAAUGACUUGUACCCGGGUGUGUGAAAGAAGAGAGAGAGAGAUGGACAAAUGGAUGAACAACAAUGACAAUGGAUGAAACAAAGCCAAGCAGAAAAGAAUGAUGAUCUAUUUCAGAACCCUAAGAGUGGCUGGGAUUCAGUUUACCGUAGGCAGGUCUUAGUAAUUUUUUGGAGAUGGG
Molecule: messenger RNA, 1962 nt
Organism: Thamnophis elegans (Western terrestrial garter snake)
Lineage: Eukaryota; Metazoa; Chordata; Lepidosauria; Squamata; Natricidae
Gene: IGF2BP1
Product: insulin like growth factor 2 mRNA binding protein 1
Exons: 17
Coding region: 1-1782 (593 amino acids)
Biological process (GO): regulation of gene expression; nervous system development
Cellular component (GO): cytosol; nucleus; cytoplasm
Molecular function (GO): mRNA 3'-UTR binding
Source: RefSeq, a predicted model, not a curated record